AUGGCUGUCAUUGCCGUGCUCUUCUACGCCCCGCUUUACCUCUCGGCGACUAUGACAGGACUGCGAUUAAUCCCUCAGGCAGUAAAGGGUGCUGCUGGAUCCUUGGGGCUUGGGUAUCCUGAUGCGCGUGGCCGGUCGUUAUGGUCUCGGUUUGGAGACCGGGAGGGUGCGAUUGAGAUAAUCCAGAAGAUCCGUAAUAGCCUCGAUUACAUCAAUAAGGGUGCCAGCGGACUGGGCAUCCUGGAGUAUUAG
Molecule: messenger RNA, 252 nt
Organism: Paracoccidioides brasiliensis Pb18
Exons: 2
Coding region: 1-252 (83 amino acids)
Source: RefSeq, a predicted model, not a curated record